UACCACCCAAUGCGGUAGCGUCAGUCGCUACUGGUCGGCGAGCAGGCGCACCCGCAUGUGCAGGAGAGCUAUUUUUGGCAACCCGGCCCAGACGUGCAGGAGUAAAAUCAAAGAGCGGAAACAAAUCUGCAGCUGUGCAAACUUUCUGUUCGGUGCACGGGCGCGCUGCCUUGUUUUAGUUUCUGCGACGCGUCGGCCCGUGCAUAUCCGAAUUUUUUCUUUUUGCCGCUGCUGAGGCUAUCGAUCGGUCUCCACCCACUUGCUCUUGCUCGCUAGCACCGUCUGCUCUCCCCCCUCCCAUCAGCCCCUGUUCGUUUUCAAGUGCCUUAGUUCUGCAGGGGUGUGGUUGUGCAGUGACAUGUUUUGUCACCGUUUACUCUUUCCGGCAGUUAAUACCUCUCAUCGGCCCAUUGUUCCACACUAGAGGCUGUUUUUCCGCCUCCUCCGCCUUAAUUUAUCCUCUGCUUUUGAUUCCCUGUGCCCUAUCAUGUCUUCUCGGCAGGACCGGCAGCAAGACACCUCGGAGUCACAUCUUGACAGGAAGCUGGAACGGCUUGCCAAGAUAUACGACCUUCCGCUUAUUCUGAACGAGCGGUUGGCCAUCAUCAACUCAACCACAAACCUAGAUACAUACCAGGGUCUGAUUCUGCCAAGACACGCCCUUUCAAGCAACAACAGCCAUCUCUCUGGGCAGCAAGUCUCCCAUAUCGAUUUUUUCGACUCAGACGACCUAGGCUCCGCUUCCGUUGGCGGUGCUAUCGGCGCCAACAGCAGCAGCAACCUCAAUGACGGCGGCAUUGGAAUUUCCAAUCAUACCCAUGACGACUACGACCACGACAUUGGCCACUCGAACAGCAUAGACGAGUUUGGCGCCGCCAAUUCCAGCCACGACAACAACGGACAGGGUAUUUUGAGUCUAGCUGACGGCUCAGCAUCGACCAAUGCCAGCAACAGCAAGUUGAGAAACCCAACAGUGCUUGUCGGACAUGGCAUCGGCCACAAUGGAGGAGUCCCCAUCAACAACUUGUCCAAGAUCCCCAGCUACCAAUGGGGGUUCAAGCACGAAGACUUAUCGUCCUCAAACUCCAGUAAAUAUAUCCUCAAUGCCCUCGGAUCUCGAGAUAGCUGCAGCAUCUCCUCAUUGGCAGGUAACAUGCCGAAUAUCAACUCCUCAGGCUUGAACUCGAGAAUGGUGCGAUUACCAAUCAAAAACGACACCUCGUCCAACGUCAACUACUACGAUUCCCACAACGGGUUGAAGGUCCUCGGAGAUACCAUACAGGGAGGAACAGAGCGUUCGUUGAUGAACGGAUUGCCCUACUAUAAUAUCGAGAUGGCAGAGCAGUUAAUCCGGAAACUGAAUCUCAACAAAAAACUUGGGUUCAAGGCUUCGAACACAAACACCUCAUGGUUCUCGGAUUCGAUGAACGAGACCAUAGACGAUAUCGAGUACUUGCACGGAGAGGUCAUCUUGAACCAGUUUGUGAAUAACAAGCGCGUCAUCAGAAACUAUCAGUGGCUUUUAUACUGGAACGAUAAGCUGGGCAACAAAAAGUUGAUCGAUUCACUGAGGAACCAAAAUGAAAAUGUAAUGAGUUAUACCACAUAUGAAAGGCUAAAAAAUUUGAGAAACAAAAAGUUCAGAAAAUUGCAGCAAAAACGUUCCAUGAUAAGACAAGAUAUGGUCAAGCUGGACACGGCCAAGGAGGAUAAGAGAAACGAGUACAGGGUGAAAUUUGGUGCCGUGCCCGACAACCUGGAUUUUCUUGUCAAUGGCGAAAAGAGCAAAAUUGCCAAGGAAAUUUAUGGGGAAGAGCUUCUGAGGCAGGAAGAUGAACUCAUUGAGAAAGAGAACGCCAUACCCGAGUACGAGGAAGAGUUAGAGAUCUCUCCCAGCGAAUUAGAGGAGGCAGAGUUGGAAGAAAAGAAAGAGGCGGCAGAAGGUGCUGCGGCUGCCUCAAAAAUGAUACCAUCUAGCAGGUUUGGAGGCGAUUCAGAGUUUAAUAAGGAGCAGGAAAUUGUGCUGGAAAAGGAGUUUGCCGUUGAUGAUCCCAAGCUUUUGGCAAUACAGAAUAAGCUUUAUGGGGUCCACAAGAGCAUGAGGCUACAGAAUGAGGCGAAAAGCAAAAAUGGUAUCAUUACUUCAAAGGUAGUGAAGAUCAAAAGGAAACCAAACCCGAACGCUUUGGGGUUUUCCAACAUCAGAAGCUGCAAGCCUUCGUUUUUGUAAGUCUAGCC
Pichia membranifaciens NRRL Y-2026 is the source of this 2238-nucleotide messenger RNA. RefSeq lists its product as hypothetical. The transcript has a single exon. NCBI's taxonomy places the organism in Eukaryota, Fungi, Ascomycota, Pichiomycetes, Pichiales, Pichiaceae. The coding region runs from base 488 to 2230 and encodes 580 amino acids. The record is from RefSeq and is a predicted model, not a curated record.